AUGGACUGUAGUAGCCCUCCCGAUGCGCCUGAAGCUCGCAAUCUGAAGAUUUUGGGAUCGUGGAAUGGUGAGUUUGACUGGCCAGUUAGACUUAGGAUUUCCCUGGAGGUCCAGUCUUCUCCUGGCACGAAACUACGACUUUUGGACACCAAUGGCUCAGCUGCAUUCUUAAAGGCUGCAUCAGUACGCCUUAUGCCGGACGAUUGCGAUCAGGGAAACGAGCCGUACGAGAACGAUUCUCCGUUUCCCCAUGUGAAUCAACCAGCCACUAUUCCUGCGGGGUCCUUGCCCUCUGCACAGACUUUUUCCGAUCUACAGGUUACCGUUGCGAAGCCCCAAGACACGACCAAGUCGAUACGUCUGGGGAAAAGAAGCGCUGAAGAUGCAUGCUUAUCAGAUUCCGCAUCGGAUACAAAGGCGGAGGGGCGCGCGAAAGGGAAACGGCCAUCCAAUAGUAAUAUAGAUCAGACCACGAACCACAGCCCGGGACAAGGAGCAAGUACUUCCAAACCGAACAGCCUCGUCAGCAUCGAGACCUUGCUGGAUACAGCACGAGAAGAUAAGCUGUCGGAUGAAGGGCUGAGCAAGCAGAAAGAAAGCCCCAAUUCUUGCAAGGCAGGAGGAAAUGAUGCGCAGCACGUGGAAGAAACUGGUAGGCUUCAUACUAUGCCCGCACUCGUGACACAGUCACCAAAUACGUCGAAGCGAGAAGAGACCAAGUCCACGGAGAGUUCAAAUGCAAACUUAGAAUCUAAGAGCCUCGGAAAGAUUGCCUGGGGCGUUGAACAGGAUAUUCCAUCCCCACCAGUGCUUGAAUUGUCUCGGGGCGACCCAAGUUUGGCCCUCGUGAGCGGAAAUAUUUUGGUGGGAUUCCCCUCCGAUGCAGAACGAGCCAGAUACAGAAUAGAACUCCAUUGUCAUGUCUACGUGGACGAAGACUACCUGAGAGGCUGGAGUACGGUAAGGAUGCCAGGGCUCCCCAACCUAAGAGCUGGAGAGACCGGCGCUUUCCGCUUCCUUCUUCCAGAAGGUCGGGGGCUUGAGUUUCGCACAUUAGAUCUGCUUAGGUGUACGAGGGUAGAAGAUUUCCUCUUUGCUGAAUUUAAAACCAGGGACCUUGUUAUUCCCAUGCGCGUGUGUGGUCGGAAGUUCUACGGUUUUCUCAAAGAGUUCGCCUUGGGUCAGCAAGUGACUGUCUCCUCGGACUCGGAAAACGAUGGACCAGCAAAGUACUACGCCAUGUGCUCGGUGAGGCUGGACCGUCGUUAUGUUUGUUCGGAGAAAUGCUCCUUUUCCUUCUGCCUAGACGGGGGUCCAGAAGGAUCGUUUUAUUGCGAGCUCGAACCCCAAGUGACUGGCCUGCAGGUGAUCCAGAUCCCUACUCAGGAUGCAGCUUGCACUGGUAUUUCUCGAAUUCAGAUUAUCUGUGCGCCAAAAGACCUCGAAGUUUUCUGUUUAACGUGGUCAGUUCUACCAUCUGCGCGCCAGGGAGUUCGCUGGCUUCCACACAUAUAUCCUGUCUGUUCCAGCCACGGGGAAUGGAAUCGGGAGCAUCUUCAAGAGGCAUUUACGGCACUGAGGGAGAAGGGAUUCUUUAGCACCAAAAAGGAGCAUGAUGCACAGCCAACGAGGCAUGACACGCAGCCAACACAGCUGCACGUUACAGCACAUGCCAGUCACCAGCACUCCACGACUUCUGAGCCACUGUCACCAGCUGAGGAAGGAGCUCGCCCGGUCAUUCGCAAUCUGAUUAAGGCCGCCAUUUUUUCAAUCUUUAUUUCAGUCUUUACUUCAAUAUUUUUUACGAUUCUCGAGAAGACUAAUACCAUGAUCUCUAUUUGCUUGUAUGACAAUCAAUUCGCCAUCAAUAUAACAACGGUGGAUCAAACCCUGGACAAUGGCUCUCAAGGUCACUUUGGUGAGAGUAUCUUCCAGAACAGUCAUAGUGAUUUGUGCUCACAUGAGUCAUUCUCUUCACUACUGAAGCAUGAUCAACUAGAAGUCAAUGACACGGGAAGCGACAUCGAAUCCGAAAGGCAGCUGCAGGUCCCUGACGGAGGCACUGAGCCGAUUAUCGGUUCUCUAGAUAAACAAGUGAAUAUGGAGGACGAUGGGAUGGUAAGACCAACAUCAGUCUCCAUGAGGGAUAAGGUUGAUUACUGGCUUGGCUGGAGAGGGCCUGUUGGUGAGGAAGUGUAG
Molecule: messenger RNA, 2199 nt
Organism: Aspergillus tanneri
Lineage: Eukaryota; Fungi; Ascomycota; Eurotiomycetes; Eurotiales; Aspergillaceae
Exons: 2
Coding region: 1-2199 (732 amino acids)
Source: RefSeq, a predicted model, not a curated record